AUGGCUCCUCGCAAGCGCGCCGCUGCUCAGCUGCCCUUUGGUGUACCUAGCACCAGCCCCAUGAAACGGAAGGCUGCUAGGGAGGUGGUUGACAUACACCCACAUAAGCGCACUCAGGCGGCGCAUCUGCAAGCAUGGCUUAAUGCACUGCUUGCCAGGAAACCACUCCCCUCAAUUCCCAGCCCUUCCAAGACACUAGAAGAGGAUAAUCCCUACUUCUCCGAGCCUCUUGAGCCGCCACAGACACUUCCUGAUCAUUCUGGGGAUCCUAGCCAGCACUCAGAAGAUGCAUCUGUUCAGCCUUUGGUCUCAAACGGAAAUCUUGAUGAGCCAAUGCCUGCAGUCAAUGAGCGUGCUGUAUGGGCUGCAGACAAUUGGGAAACUCUUUUGCCCAAGUUGGAAUCUGUUCGGGUGCAGAUCCGUCUGUGCCAAUGCAAAUGCCUGCCCGUGCUGCUCUUGGAGAAUGGGGUAUUUCCGGGAACUCCUGUCAAGCCACGGAUAGGAGUUUCUCUCGACGUUUUGGACUCGUACCGAGCCUACUUCGAGCGAUCUGCCAAUGCAAUCACAGCCCUAGCUGCCUCCUUGGCUACAGUAUAUUGGCGUCGGGGAUUUGAGCUGGGAUUUGAUUCGACGGCUGUGGAACACAUUGACAAUCCCUUCCGCAACGUGCUGUCACAUGCUGUUCUCUACUCAUCUCUGGUUUGUUCGCGGUUGGAGAAGCGACUUGAAGUGUGUCUGAGAGUAACAGAAGAUGUCAUAGCAGUGGAGGAAAAAGCUGAGAGACGAGCUGAGCUUGAAAAUGCUGAGAUGCCAUUGGCAGCUGGGCUUGAUGCAGAAUUUGGAGGUGUGGAGUCUGCGCUGUCUGGCGGAGCGGAGCAGGCACCAGCCUUGGAUGCUGGCCACGUAUCUGAGGACCCAUCUGCAUUGACACAUUUGACCAAAGGACGUGCCGAUUGUGUAUUACAAGAACGGUGUCCUGCCUGCUUUGCACUGGAGGAAUGGGGAAAAUUGCUGAGCGAAGGUGGUGAUGUGCAGCUGGGAGGAGAUGGGUGUUUCAGCCUACGACAUCUUUGCUCCUCUGGAGAUGGUCCCAUUCCCUUCUCCCCAGCAUACUUCCUGAGUGACACAGAGAUGGAAACUACUCGUGCGCGCAUCACUGCUGCAAGAGCCAAGCCGCCUCGCAAAUUCAAACCUGCCAUUCCUCAGGCUGCUCUCGACUCAUGUUAG
Messenger RNA from Mycena citricolor, 1227 nucleotides. The record is from the annotation of a GenBank genome assembly. NCBI's taxonomy places the organism in Eukaryota, Fungi, Basidiomycota, Agaricomycetes, Agaricales, Mycenaceae.